GACGGCGGAGGUUCGCCUUGUUGCCUAGAUACGAACGCGGAGGGUGGCGCAUACGGUCGUGCUUUCUCCGAGUGAAACUGGCCUUCGGCAGUGGCCAUUGUGGCUCUCUGUGUUAUGGGUCGUGGAGGAACAGCGGGUCUCGCAUUUGAGCCAGAAUGUCGCCGGUUGUCUUGACGUUGUUGAAGAAGCAGCGAAUGUGAAAACAGCGCCAUUUCUGUCGGCGUCCAUGAUACGCGAUGCUACCGCAGCGGAUUCCAGAGCUUGAGCUCGGAACGGCAGCGGGAGAGAACUAGCCGCUCCCCUUGCGCUGCUCCUCUCUACUUCAGACCACGGCAGGUUGUGCCGGUGAAGUGAGACGUAGCCCAAAAAUGGACCCUUCUGACUAAGAAACAAACACAUCUUGUGUUUAGCCCAGCAGCUGAGCUCUAUCAGCAGCAUAAGCCAUGCCUGAUGACUAAAAGAACCCUUUUUUGCUCAAAGCAAUAAAAAAAGCAAGAAAAAAAAAAAUCUUACUCCAUGCCUCCCCAUGUAGAACCCCCUCAGUACAUCCUCCUGGAGUGACUGCCCCCUCUUCCAGAUAGGUUCUGCCUCUGCCUCAUCCUCUGUCCACACCCUUUUCCACCAUCCACCCAUAAUUGCCCAUCACAAUGCUGCUCUACCUGAGAAUGGCCAACACCUGAGGUCCCAUGCGUCCAGUGAGCACCGAUUCAGACGGUCCAGCUCCUCCUGAAAACUUCUCCUGCCCCUACUCCCUCGUGGGCCCCCUGCCUGCCUCAGAGAUGUCCCUGCUCCAAUCACUGGGUCCAGUACAAAGCUGGCUUGGCCAGGAGCUUGAGAAGUGCGGGAUUGAUGCGAUGAUCUACACCCGCUAUGUUCUCAGCCUCCUCCUGCAUGACAGUUACGACUACGACCUGCAGGACCAGGAAAAUGACAUCUUCUUGGGCUGGGAGAAGGGAACUGGGAAGAAAUGGGGCAAGAGUAAGAAGAAAGGAGUGACUGACCUGAGUCUUGAGGAAAUGAAGAAACAAGCCGCUGUGCAAUGCCUCCGCUCCGCAUCUGACGAAAACUCUGGAAUCGAGAGCCUGGUUGAAGAGCUUUGCUCUAAACUUAAGGAUAUCCAAAACAAACAGAAAGAGGAAAAACAGAUUCAAAAGAAAUCUGAUGGCUCUCAGUCUCCAGAACGAGCUGAGUCCCCCUCUUCAAAGGACCAGGUGGAAAUGUAUUAUGAAGCCUUUCCUCCUUUGUCAGAAAAACCUGUUUGUCUCCAAGAGAUCAUGACGGUGUGGAACAAGGCUAAAGCCUGCGCAUACUCAAGUUCAUCAUCCUCUGCUGCCCCACAGACCAGCACAGACACCUCUUCCCCAAAAGAUUGCAACAGCGACGGUGAGGCUGCAAAGGAGAGAAAUCUAGAGGCCUAUACUGUCACCAGUGAAAGAGGUCAGCAGCGACGGAGCAAGAAGGAGAAGGAAAACCGUUACCAUGGUGGAGCGUCUGCAGAGGAGAAACCUACUAUCCACACCAAGCGACAGACCAGACACAGAUCUGAGGGCAAAUACAGACCCAGAUCCUGGUCUUCGGGCUCCAGUGAGGCAGGCUCCAGUUCAAGUGGGAACCAAGGUGACACUAAGUCAUCCAGAAGCAAGGCAGUUAGAAUAAGGCACAAAUCCAGAGAGGCUGUGAAGAAUAAGAGAACACGCAACGGUGGACCAGUAAAGCUGCAGGUGAAGGUAAUUGACAAAGAAGAGCGAAGAAAUGCAGGAGGGAGCAGUAGCAGCGUCACGGCUGGUGCUGCUAAACAACUACAGCUUUAUAAAAAGGGGAAACGGGCGCUGAAGGAGAUUCGUAAAGAUCCAAGCUGGGUGGAAGCAAAGGAGUCCAGGGUUGAGGUUGGAAACAAACAGGAAUAUAUGGAGGAGCCACUUUGGUACACUGAGCCCAUCACGGAGUAUUUUGUACCUUUCAGCAGCAAACAAAGCAAGCUGGAAACAAAAUAUCGCAGCAACAUCGACUCUUCGGAUGGCUUUGCAUUGUCAGCAGACAUGGAGAGGCUGCCGGAGAGAAUCCAGGGUAUCUGCAUUGCCAACGAGAGCUACCAGAGAGCAUACCUAGCAGCAGGCUCGUUUGUGGAUGGGCACUUUGUGGAAGGGCCUGGUGAAGCAGAAGAUGAAACUGCUGAACUCACUGGGGCCUUAACCUGCCCUCAGCCAGAGGAUGGAGAUUUAGAUGACAAGCAUCUGUCUGAAUUCACUCACUUCUAUGAAGUUGAUAUUUAUCAAUCCAUAUUGGAUACUAGUGCCUCAGACUCGAUACAAGAGAGUCGAAUCUUAAGCAUGAUUCGACAAAAAAGCAAAGAGCAAAGAGACAUUGAGGCAGAAUGUUGUUUAGUGUUAGAUGGCCUUGAGCAGCAAGGGAAAAGUGCAAUACGGGCAGACUCACAGGAAGCUUUGGGACCUGUUGGAUUCUUAAUGGAGGAUCUAGAAAACAUGGCUCACGUGUGGGGAUGUUAUUCACCAUCUACUUCAGAAGAUAUAGAUGGAGAAAGCUUCGUAGGAGACUCUCCCAUUCGCCUCUCCCCCCUUCUUGAUAGUGUUUCAUUCACUCUGAGCAAACUAUCUGGAAAUCUGGAGGAGCCACCUGUUCCUGAAGCCGCCAGUGAACCAUCUGGUUUUAACUCAUCCUGCUUCUCUCUUUUCGAGCUGCAGUAUGACAGUCCCACGUUUCCUUUUCCCUGUGACUCACUCAACGUUGGUCAGGAAAACACAGAUUCUAGUAGCUGUCUCGACCCACAUUCUAAUAAACAGUCUCGUUUGCUAAUAUGGACCAAAAAUAGUGCCUUUGAUGAAACUGAACACUGUUCUAACCUUUCCACACGAACUUGCAGUCCGUGGUCGCAUUCAGAGGAGACUCGUUCUGACAAUGAACAAGGAAAUGCUGCGACAGAGGAUGCUGCUCAAAUUGGCAACAAAGAGAUUGACUGUAUAAUCCAUCCUCUCUCUGGUGCUUAUCUAGAGGAUGAAAUCUUGGAUUUUUUGCAAGAUGAGACUGGCCGCAAGUGUGAGGAGGUCAGUGUUAGCACAGCAUCGAAUCAGACCUUCACCAAAAAAUCUAAAUUGGAGUCCGUUUGUGGCAUCGCACUGGAGGAGGAUGAAAGUAAACAGUACAGCACUGGUAUGUUUUCGGACAACACAAACCAACAGAGUGAGGAUUACAGCUCAGGGAUAAUAAAGGACAUUUGGACUGCAAUUGGGGAUGGCAAAUCUGUAAUGAAAAGGCAAGGAGCAGAAAAAUCAAGCGAGGGGCUAUUCUCAGAUGAGUCCAGUGGUUACUGCUGUAGCUGCCUCGAGGUGCAGGCUAAAGGAGGUCCAAUUCAGGGACCCCAGAAAAAAGCAGUGCAGCGCUCAGAGUAUCACCUUUGGGAAGGAAAGAAAGACGAGCAGGACUUGGCCAAAAACAAACUCUCAAAGGUAGAUGGUGCCGGGGAUUACAUGACUCCGUCCAAGCCCUGGGACCUGAGCUCUGACAAGGAGAGUACAUCAUUCAUCCUUGGAGGGGUGUAUGGGGAGCUGAAGACAAUAAGUGGUGAUAAAAAUUGGGCUGUUGUGCCACCAAGUGACACCCAAGAUAACCUGCUUCAGUGUGCUGCCGCAGCUGCAUCUGCUUCUAGCUCAGACAUGCUCACCAUCACUGGCACAGAUGUGUUCAUGAACACAAGCAGCUGCUUCGCUCCUGGUCACAGGCCCCUGUGGAGGCCUCUUGUGUCCUUUGGGCAGAGUGACCAGGCCAUCAGAGGAAGUGGAGAUGGAUUGAAUAAGGGAUUUUCUUUCAUCUUCCAUGAAGAUUUGCUUGGAUCAUGCGGAGGCUUGCGUAGUGAGGAGCAAGGAUUAGAAUACCCGUUUGCAUCCUUCAAUUUAAACAAUCCCUUCUCUCAAGUCCUCCACGUGGAGUGUUCCUUCGAGCCUGAGGACAUGGCUUCUUUCAGUCCAGGGUUCAAGCCCAAAUCGAUUCUAUGCUCAGACUCUGAGAAUGAAGCCUUCCAUCCACGAUUAUAUGGCAUCAACCGGACGCAGUAUAGAGCCAUUCGCAUUUCCCCCAGGACUCAUUUCCGGCCAAUUUCGGCUUCCGAGUUGUCUCCUGGUGGAGUAAGCGAUUCAGAGGCUGAGACUGACAAAGAAGAGAUGAGUUUUCCCGUCCCGGCGCCGGUGGACGUUUUUGAUGAUCCUCAGGCUGACCUCAAACCUCUGGAGGAGGAUGCAGAAUGUGAGGGCCCUUAUUACGGGAAGUCAGAACUGGAAUCUGGUAAAUUCUUACCCAGAUUGAAGAAGUCUGGCAUGGAGAAGAGUGCACAGACUUCUCUGGAUUCACAGGAGGGUUCCAGUGCCCUCCUGCCAAUCGCUGAGCAAGAGAUUUGCUUAGACUGCAAAACGGCUGCAUCAACUGCAGUCGAAGAGACGGACGUUUCUGUCGGCAAGAUUCAUGAAGGGGAAUCUUCAGGAGAGAAACAAUCCUGCUUAUGUGCACCAGCAGGUCAGAUCCCAAAGUAUGGGAUCGCGUUUGACUUUGUUGGAGAUGUGCCAGAGUUCCCUCUGUUAAAUAUAAGUGCACAAGGAGGAACUGGCAACCAGCAAGAUGAGUGCUGGUGGCAGACCACGCUCUGCUCCUCACUCUUCCCUGGAUCUCAUUGUACAGGGAGCAGCAACAUUUGAAUACUCCAGUUUUUGCAGAGGACGCCUUUCUUGGAGAGGAAACCCUUCCUCUCCUUUUGGGACUGGACCUCUACCAGCAAAGAUUCAGGGUCAUCUCAGAACUGGAAAACCGUAGGCUAAUUUUCUGAGACACCCCCUUCAAAAAAAAAAAAAAAACAACCCCACACAUAACGCUGCUGGUUUUCAUUUACUAACUUAACUCCAUGUGUAAUCAACAAUCCGAUCAACGAGAUGCGAGUGAAAAUAGGAAAACUCCAAAAAAUAUGUUGGGUCUUUGAGUGAUGCCAGUGAUGUGUGAACAUGCAUUUUAGGAUUUCUUUCAGUUAAUUCUUCUGUAAACUGUUCCUCAUCCAAAGUCUCACAUGUAGUUGGUAGAGACAAUCUUUUGUUCUAUCCUUGUCAGUUUUGUUCCCACCGUUUUGCUUUGAACUAGGUUACUGGUAGUUUGGUGGUGUCUGAAUGGUUGUGCAUGUGUGUUUGUCCAGCCAGUCUCACUCCUCUUUUUCAAGUUAAACCUAAACGUUGUGUGAAACAGCUGCCGAUCACAUCCUCUACUUUCCAUCCUGUGUUCAGAAAGACUAGAGAGAGAAAAAAAGGAUGUUGAGAUUUUUGAGUUGUUUAAAAAGUUUGCGAGUUUAACUGCAAUAGUUUGUUUGGAAGACUUUGUGAAUGUGAAGUAGAGAAUGUGUGCAGUGUUCUUUUUCAAUAGCCGAAAACUCCCCUUGUGUGAAAAGUUGUCAUAAAUGAGUCCGAUUUUUUUUUUGAAUGGCGAUAGUCUUUCCAAAGCUAGUCGUAGACAUAGUAUGGUUUGUGAGGCUAAAAAUAAUAAUUCAAAAAAACCCAUAAAAAAUAAUAAAAAAAGAAGAAAUCAAAUGGGAGUUUUGUUGAGGAAAAAAAAAAAGAUACAAAUGAUCUACUUGAAAUGCAAUGCUGUUGAGAAUUUGGAAAAACAUAGAAAAUGUUUGUGUUGUGGGGUUAAAGACCCAUCAUAAAAAGUAACAACAGCCAUUUCUGCAGACACCUGUUUUUGCAAUUGAAUGAAACUUUUGUUUUAUUUCCUUGUGAUUUCUAUGGUACAGACUAUUGGUGCUAUAAAUAUGUUCAAACACCUUUUUCGAAGUUUAAGAUCCAUGAUCUGGCUGUGAUGAGUAGAUGGCAGAGCCUAGUUUUGUUUGUAGUCCAAACAGCCAAGACUCCGUAAAUAUAUAUUUUUCUUUUGCAAAACCUGUGAAUAGAAGAAAAAGUUUUGCCUGAUCGCAGUUCUUUCCAAACGUGGCUUGGGUUUUUUUUUUCUUUAAUUUAAAGUAAACCUCUUAUCAGGUGACGCUGAAUAAAACUAUACACAUUGUUUAAUUCCAUCGUAUCCAGGCAGAAAAGGACUAACUCUCUCUAAUGAGUGAUGGUCAACUGUCCCACGAUACAACUCAACAAAUCUGGCAAGAAAAAAAGUUCAAACCAAAAAACAUACAUAGCAUAUUUACACUAACGUACAAAUGCUUCUUUCUUUUUCAUGUGGAGUGUGUUUUUAUUUUUUUGGUUUACAAUAUAUAUCUUGUUGAAAUAAUGAGUUAUGUCUCACAGUGUGUGUCAGCAGAGAAUUUGUGAAGGCACUCGUUCAGAGCGAGUGUACGGCGGCGGCAUGCGUGCAGGGAUGCACCAACGAAUGGAAAUGAAUCCGUCGAUCUGUGUCCCGUGAAUUUGAACCCCCCACUCCCCCUUUUUGAAAGAUUUAGCCAUGAAACCCUCUGUGUGGUUUGCUAACCUUUCACAUGACCUGUGCUUUGAGGAAGAAAUUUGGUUACAACAUCUACAGAUGCAUUUGAUCCUAAUUUAACUAUUAAAACAGGUUUUGAGGUUCGUAGCUUGGGUGGUUUAUUUGUCAGAAGCACAGGUCAGUAUAAUUUUCACUCUUUCAUUAAUGGGUAAUGAAAAGACAUGGGCAUCGCAAGCAGACUUGCUGGAAUGCACUGUCGCAGGUGAAGGUGUCUCUGUUGCUGGCUUGGUUUUUUUUUGAAAAAGGCUUCCUCAUUUAAAAAAAAAAGAAAAAAGAAGCAAAUAUUGUAAUAGCCCAUGAAAUGUUUCCACUUUACUCAAUAAAUGCCUCCGAUAAAUGCAAGGUACUCAAAACUUAAAGGUCAUCCCCCUCCUUUGACCGUCAUCAGACACUCAGGAAUUUUUUAUAAGCUUAACUGCAUAAUCUACACUCAGACCUGUGACAGUGCAUUGAUGCAUUAAUGUAAAACCUUUGUUUGAUUCUAGAUAAAUGACUGACCGUCGUUUCAAAGCAAACCACUGAAGUGACUGUCAUUAAUUUAUACGUGUAGUAGGAAAAAAACAAUAAAAAAAGAACUAAGCCAUUGUAGAUUGCAUAAGCAAUGCAGAGGGGAAUUCAAAAGCCCUGUGUCCUAUGCAAUACCUUGGCGCAUGUAAACAUUCAACUGUAUUAAGAAGAGAAGUCUCUGAGUUCAUUUCUUUUGCAUGGUGAAUAAUUGCGAGUGAGGGACACAUGAGAAAAAAAACAAACCCGUGGAAUGUCUCUUUUAAAAAAAAGCAGCAUGCAAACAUCACACUCCAUCUUUUUUUAUGUUGGGUGAACAAAAUAUUUUAGUUCAAACUAUUUUGAGUAAGUGAUUGAAAGAAUGCGAUGUGUGAGUGAGCGAGUGAAUGUGUACGAGAGGUUAAAGCACUUACAUGGGAGUUGAAAGGAAUGCAUCACACCUUUCUUCAUUCUUAAUUCUUCCAUUUUGAUAGGCCGUAUUGAGGAAAGAAAAAAGAAUUUCAAAAAAAAAAAAAAAUAUGUUGAAAAAAUACAUUCAGUGAGGGUAAAAGCAUUUGGAGCAGCACUGACCGGGUGCCUGUGUUUCAUUUGCACUGUGGUUUGAACAACAUAUCCAGCACUGAAAACGUUUUGAGUUUUCCCUCAUCCUUUCAUUCCCCCUUGAUGAUGAUGAUGAUGCUCUUCCAACCUCAAUCCUCUUCCUCUGUGUUCCCAAAGCCCAUCUGUCCCGAGUAGGUGUGUUGUUCUAAUUUCAUGUACACCCUGAGUAAAUUAUUUUGUUUCAUUGUGGAUUUUCUUAACAUCUAAUAAAGGAAUAAACCAAACUUCA
Messenger RNA from Solea solea (common sole), 7810 nucleotides. RefSeq names its product KIAA0232 ortholog. The coding region runs from base 687 to 4703 and encodes 1338 amino acids. The record is from RefSeq and is a predicted model, not a curated record. The transcript is spliced from 8 exons. Lineage: Eukaryota; Metazoa; Chordata; Actinopteri; Pleuronectiformes; Soleidae.